AUGGUUGCCAGUGCAGAUAUCCCCAUCAUCGACAUAUCCGGAGACCAGGAUGUCGUCGCCAAGCAGUUGGUUGACGCCGCCCAGGAGCACGGCUUUAUUUACAUAAGAAAUCUUGGAGCGGACAUAUCCGCCAACAGCAUUGACGGAGCCUUUGCAUUGUCCCGGAAGCUGUUCGAUGCUCCCCUCGCUGAAAAGCAGGCAUGUACUAUCCAGACAAAUAACCGCGGUUGGUCUGGUAUGCACUCGGAGACUCUGGAUCCUAAACAUCAAAAGAUUGGAGACUUCAAAGAGGCCUUCAACUUUGGCGAAUUCAUCGACGGAAAAGCCCAGCAGCCUCUCCCUCCCACCAUCGCAGAGGAUGAGCCUCAGGUCAGCGCAUUCGCAGACUCGUGCCACAAACUCUGCCGGAAGCUCCUUCACCUCCUCGGAAUAGGCCUCGAGGUUAGUGAUUUCUUCUCCUCGGCGCACAUCACCAACGGCGAAUCCAGCUCCAUCUUGCGAUUCCUCCGCUACCCACCACCUGAUCAGACCUCUUCCUCCAGUGAUGAUGUCCGUGCUGGUGCACACUCUGACUACGGCUCAAUCACUUUGCUCUUCCGGCUGAAAGGCCAGGCAGGCUUGGAGCUGCAAAAGAAAGACGGCUCUUGGGCUCCCGUCCCAGUCUGUCCCCCAGGCUCAGAGAACGACCCCAGUCCCCCUAUUCUGAUCAAUAUCGGAGACUUGCUCUCCUAUUGGACCAACGGGCUGUUUAGAAGUACCGUCCACAGAGUGGUCUUCCCUUCUAACGAUGCAACAAGUAAGGUAGAGGGCGAGACUAGCGCGGGACCGCGUUACUCGAUUGCCUUCUUCUGUCAUCCCGCAGGUUCGGUGGCGUUGGAGCCUGUGCCAAGCGAGAGGGUAAAGAACUUCAACCCGGAUGAGAGCGCGCCGAACGAGAACCCGUAUGCCGAGAGGAAGGUCAUGACGGCAAAUGAGCAUCUCUUUAUGAGAUUAAAGGAGAGCUACGGUACUUUGUACGAUGAUGAGAAGAAGCCGUGA
Messenger RNA from Trichoderma virens Gv29-8, 1038 nucleotides. RefSeq lists its product as uncharacterized. The record is from RefSeq and is a predicted model, not a curated record. The coding region runs from base 1 to 1038 and encodes 345 amino acids. Gene Ontology annotation, molecular function: dioxygenase activity. Lineage: Eukaryota; Fungi; Ascomycota; Sordariomycetes; Hypocreales; Hypocreaceae. The transcript is spliced from 5 exons.